CCCUACAGACGCAUUCACACAGAGCCAGACAGAGCAGCCUGUCCUCACAGCACAGCACAGCCAUGAGUACCCUCGGCUUUGACCCUUACUACUCAUCCUCCUCCUAUCGGCGCUGGUAUGUGGAGGGAGCCCCCCGCGGAGUGGUGACCAGGGGGAGGUCACGAUCGGCCUACUCCUCCCACGCCUCCCCCCUCUCCUCCUCCAUGAGCUCCCGUCUGCAGUACUCCUCUCCUGGCCGGUCUCUGCAUUCAUCCAUGGCCUCUUCCGUGGAGCUGGAGCUGAGCCAGGCGGCCCAGGUGAGCUCUGAGUUCCGCACGGUGAGGACCCAGGAGAGGGCCCAGCUGCAGAACCUCAAUGACCGCUUCGCCGGUUUCAUCGAGCGAGUACGGGAGCUGGAGCAGCAGAACCGUGCGCUGGAGGCUGAUUUGGUGAUGCUGAGGCAAAGGCACAGUGAACCAUCCCGCCUGGCGGCCCUGUAUGAGCAGGAGGUGCGGGCCCUGAGGGCCGCCGUGGAGGAGGCACGUGGGGAGCAGCAGGCCGCCCUGGGCCAGAGGGAGCAUCUGGAGCAGACCCUGAGCGCCCUGCAGGCCCGCUACGAGGAGGAGGUGAUGGCCCGUGAGGACGCAGAGGGCAGGCUGCUGGAUGCACGGCGUGGUGCCGACCAGGCCGCCCUCGCCAGGGCUGAGCUGGAGAAGAGGGUGGAGACCCUGCUGGACGAGGUGGCCUUCCUCCAGAGGCUCCACGAGGGGGAGGUGGUGGAGCUCCAGGCCCAGGCCCAGCUGGGGGCCCAGGUAGCUGUGGAGAUGGAGGCAGCCACGCCGGACCUGUCCGGUGCUCUGAGGGACAUCCGGGCCCAGUACGAGAGGCUGGCGGCCAAGAACAUGCAGUCUGCUGAGGAGUGGUUCCAUGGGAAGGUGGGCUCCCUGACGGAGAGCGUGGCCCAGCACAGCGACGCAGUGAGGAGCUCCAGGGAUGAGGCAGGGGAGUACCGCCGGCAGCUCAAGGCCCACCUGCUGGAGAUCGAUGCCUGCAGGGGCCUCAACAAGUCUCUGGAAAAACAGCUACACGACAUGGAGGACAAGCAGAGCGCUGAGAUCAGCAGCAUGCAGGACACUAUUGGCCAGCUGGAGAAUGAGCUGAGAGCCACCAAGCAGGAGAUGGCUCGCUACCUGAAGGACUACCAGGACCUGCUGAAUGUUAAGAUGGCCUUGGACAUUGAGAUCGCUGCCUACAGGAAGCUGCUGGAGGGGGAGGAGUCUCACUUCAGUGUGGGCGUGUUAGGGGGUAUGUCCAGUGUCUAUGGCCACACCUUGUCAGUCACACCCUCCUUCGGCCGCUCCAUGUUCUCAAUGCAGUCUAGCCUGAGCUCUGGCGCCCCCUACCUGAUGACCUCGCGCUUACUCAGCUCCUCAUUUGCCUCUGGAGAUGACAUAAUCUCUGCCAGCCUGGCCCAACGGGACUCUGCCAGCCCACCACAGGAGGAGGAAGAGGAAGCGGAAGAGAAGGAAGAGGAGGGACAGGAGGAGGAAGAAGAGGGUGGAGAAGAGAACGAGGAAGGUGGGGAUGAGGGAGGCGAGGAGGAGAAGGAAGAUGGAGAACAAGAUGGUGAUGAGGAAGAAGAGAAGGAAGAAACUGCAAAGGAGGAUGGAGAGAAAGCGGAAGAUAAGGACGAGGGUGGGGAGCAGGAUGGAAAGGAAGGCAAGGAAGAGGAGGGGGGAGAGAAAGAGGGAGGAGAUGAUAAAGAAGGGUGUGAUAAAGAUGAAGAGGUGAAAGAUGAGGAUAAAAAAGAUGCCGAAGCAGAUACCAAAGAAGAGAAGGGUGAACCAGAGAUAUCCAAGAGUGAGGAGAAGAGAGAAACACCUGCCAAAGAGAAGAAAGACGAAUCUGAAAAACCAAAGGCUAAAAAGUAAGUUUGUGGCCCAAGAACACACAAGCCAAAAGACAGACUAACAAAACCUCAGCUCGGCAAACAGCAGAAAUACCCAACAUUAACGACUCCAGUGUGCUUGUAACAAGGUGCUCAAUACAAUACGUAUUUUAGUGCACUAAUGCAUCAAAAUCAAGGUUAACUGCUUACAGUUAUAAGUCAAUAAAGUCAAUAAAGGUCACACAAUUCCUCAAGUGUGUGUGUAAGAGUGUGUGUGCUGUGCCUGUGCAAGUCUGUGAGAGUGUGGUUUUGGAUGGUUGAAUAAAUACUAUUGAAAGCCAUGCAGAAUGUAUUAGAAUGUUUUUGUCCUU
Molecule: messenger RNA, 2238 nt
Organism: Coregonus clupeaformis (lake whitefish)
Lineage: Eukaryota; Metazoa; Chordata; Actinopteri; Salmoniformes; Salmonidae
Product: neurofilament light polypeptide
Exons: 4
Coding region: 63-1910 (615 amino acids)
Biological process (GO): neurofilament bundle assembly
Cellular component (GO): postsynaptic intermediate filament cytoskeleton; axon; intermediate filament
Molecular function (GO): structural constituent of postsynaptic intermediate filament cytoskeleton
Source: RefSeq, a predicted model, not a curated record